This is a messenger RNA of Lindgomyces ingoldianus, 1425 nucleotides long. Its product is annotated as pH-response regulator protein-like protein palC. The transcript has 2 exons. Bases 1 to 1425 code for a protein of 474 amino acids. Gene Ontology annotation, cellular component: plasma membrane. NCBI's taxonomy places the organism in Eukaryota, Fungi, Ascomycota, Dothideomycetes, Pleosporales, Lindgomycetaceae. The record is from RefSeq and is a predicted model, not a curated record. Gene Ontology annotation, biological process: cellular response to pH.
AUGCCGUUUCCUUUCAACCUACCAACAACUUCGAGUAUUUCAUUCACCGACUUCUUCAGCAGCAGCACCCACCCAUCACUGCCCCUCUGCGCCACCACUGCUCGUGGGGUCGUCCGAGACGCCCUGAAGAAACACAAGCGCCUCCCGCCGUCCUCUCAAGCUUCUAAUCUCCCCACGGUGCACUCAGUCCUCAGCGAAUAUAUCCCAUACCUGUUUGCGCUGGACGCAGGCCUGAGUGGCACCCAUUGCGCAGGCGAGGAGAUCGACCUGGUGUUGGUUAAAGAACUCGAGGUGGAAUGGCGUGCCACGCUUGCGGCAUCUCUGCCUGGGCGAGAGCCUCCAAGGAUCAAGCUAAAAAGCCUUGAAAGCGAGCUCUUUUUUGCUCUUUCUACGCUGGCAUACGCCCACAGCCUACAGGCUCGCGCACAUCUACACACCCUCUACAACGCGACUCUUCCAACGCCCGAGCAGAGGGCAAAUGCCAUAGGUGCCUCGAUGAGAAGUUUUCUUGAGGCAAAUGCUAUACAUACGUAUCUUGUGAAUCGAGCCGGGCAGUGGAAUACUCAACCCGUAGCGGUCGACAUCACGAUUCCCCUGCUUGGGGCAUUGGCCGAGCUCACAAUGGCAGAGGCUACGCUAAUCACAGUCUUGAAAGACGAUCCAUACCCCGCUGUCGUUCUAGAAGAUAGAAAUAAACAAAGCAAAGAUUGGAUGUUCAAAGGCGUCGAGAUCCCAAAGGUUCGAGCCCAUUUGUUCGCUCGCCUGUGUCUGGCGGCCUCUGAACAUGCGUCCAAGGCCCAAGCUAUGCUAGGAAGAUCAGUCAAGGUUCACGAGAGCCUGGUCAAAUAUGUCGAUGAUCUACGACGGACAGCCAAGGGCAAGGCAUGCCGGUUCUUGGGGAUUGACGCAGAAUUGGCUGGCAAGACAGGUGAGGCAAUUGCAUGGCUGCGCGGUGCAACGAAGGAGUUAGGGUUCGCCGCAAUGGGUGCCGAGGAAGAGAAGAAGGCCUCCGGACUCUCCAAGCUCAAGAAGGAAUGGCAAGUAAAGAGGGAGGAUCGGAAAAUAGAGAAAGGGGAGGGCUGGGGCACAGAUGCUGGCAAGUUCGAGGAAGGACGGGUAGUUGACAUGCUGCUGCAGAAGUGGGUAAAGAUGAACGACACGAUGGGGGUUCAAUUAAUACCGCCAUCCGAACCUCUACUUGCAGGCAUGCCCUCGGGAAGAGAGUAUCACGCUGCUAAGCUGUUUGUCACGCCAGCGUUGGACGAGGACUCUAUCGUGCGGAUGAGGGCUCCCCCUGAUCCCGGUGAUGCCGCGUUCAAGGGAGACGAAGAGGACAGCGGCGAUGAGGAGGAGAGAGGAAUCGCCCCUGUUGGUGCGUUUCCAGGCACGAAGGCAGAGUAUCCCGGGGGAUCAGGGUAUUACUGA